Centropristis striata (black sea bass) is the source of this 2501-nucleotide messenger RNA. It is a transcript of the gene tmem168a, whose product is annotated as transmembrane protein 168a. The record is from RefSeq and is a predicted model, not a curated record. Lineage: Eukaryota; Metazoa; Chordata; Actinopteri; Perciformes; Serranidae. The transcript is spliced from 6 exons. The coding region runs from base 46 to 2301 and encodes 751 amino acids.
UGUUUGCCUAAAAAGCGAAGUCUUGACUGUUUUGACACCUGCGAGAUGCCGUACGGUGGAAUCCGGAAGCCCAGCUGCUGUCAUCCAAACAAACAACAUGGGCUGACUUUGGAGAAUGUCACCAAGAGGCAUAGUUCUCCUUCAGCAAACCUGUGCAAGUCUAGAGGAGGUGACUGGAAGAAAUUGACUGUAUAUAGUUUAGGUUUCUUUACAUCAGCCAUGGCUCAGGACGAAGAGGAAGAGGAGCUGACGGUCAAUGGACCCAAGGAGGUGGACGUGUUUACAUCAGUGCGCUGCCUGGGAUACCUGUCCAGCGUCAACCUCCUGGUGGCCGUAUGCCUGGGCAUGUACGUACGCUGGGAGGUGACGAGUGAACCGAUGAUCCUGGUCAUCUUCAUCCUGGGCCUCUUUGUCCUGGGCAUAGCCAGCAUCCUUCAUUACUACUUUGCUAUGGAGAAAGCCAGCCUCAGCUUGUUUCACUUGUGGUUUGGCUUUUUGCUUGGCCUUCUGUGCUUCCUCAACAGCCCCGCCUUGGAUUCAAACGUCAAGGAGCUGGUCGCUAACUAUCUCCUCUUGGCCAGUGUCAUCAUGAAAACAGUGUGGGCUUUAACUGAGCGAAUAUGCAGCUCCAUCCGUUACAAACCCACCUUACUAACAUCAGCUGAGCUGCUGGAGCUCCUGGGGUUUGGCAUCGCCAGCACGACCAUGCUUCUCCACAAGUCAGUGGCCAUAAUAGGCUUGGUGGUGGCUCUGGGUUCUCUCAUUGUGGACCUGAGGAUGAAAUCCCUCUUGGCCUUGCCCAACCUGGUCAGUUUUGCCUUGGUUACUUCGCUGGUGUUUUUCCAGGCCUUAGGCAUCACAGCCAACCCUUUUGCUUUAGGCUGCUACCUGGGCCGGCUGCUGUGCGAGCCGGUGUUGGAUGUGUACUUCAGUGGGCUGGGGCCCAGCGAGCGCUGGAUCCCGGUGCUCUCCUUGGGGAGGGUGUGGAGGCGGCUGUCCCUGCUGCCUCUCAGUCUGAUUGAGCUGGCCUUCUUUGUCCUGGCUGCCUUAAAGCUUGGUCACUUGGAGCUCUGGUACCUGGUGAUCCCAGGCUUCUGCCUGUUUGGCCUUUUCUGGUCCAUCUGCCACAUAAUUCUGCUGAUGACAAUAUGGGGCUUCCACACCAAGGUGAACGAGUGUCAGAAGGCCUGGCGGGCCCAGCGAUCCAGCAGCCGGAGUCUGGACCAGGUCAUGGCCUCCAGGGGCAUCCGACACUUCUGCCUCAUCUCAGAACGGCUGGUGUUCUUCAGUAUGGUGUCAACAGUUAUACUGGGAGCUGUGUCCUGGCAGCCCUCCAACGGCCUCUUUCUCAGCGCUCUGCUGGUGGUGCUGCCUCUGGAGUCUCUCACCCACGGCUUGUUCCACGAGCUGGGCAGCUGCCUGGGGGGAACUUGUGUCGGCUACGCCCUGGUCAUCCCUACUGCGUACUGCAGCGCUGACGGCCAGCCCACUCUCCUACCACCUGAGCAGGUCCAACAGCUGAACCUGCGCUCCACGGGGAUGCUGAACAACGUGCAGCGCCUCUUCUCCCAUCACAUGAUCCAGACGUUUGGUUGUGACUACUCCACCAGUGGUGUCACGCUGGAGGCCCUGCACACGAAGCUGCGCAACUUUCUGGAGCUUCGUACAGCAGACGGGCCUCGUCACGACACCUAUCUGAUCUUCUACAGCGGGCACACGCAUAAAGGCACCGGGGCUUGGGCUCUGGCUGGAGGUGAGAGCUUCCACCUGGCGCAGUUACUGGAGUUGUGGAAGGAGAAGAACGUGGACCACUGCUCCCGUCUCAUCCUCGUCUUGGACACUGAGAACUCCCUCCCCUGGGUGAAGGAGAUCCGCAGGGUGGAGGGCGUCUUCAUAGCCGUGCAGGGGGCUGAGCUGUCCGUCACCAGGGUGGACCCAGAGGUUGGAGACAUCCCCCUCCUCGGGGAUUUCACCUCCGAAUGGGUGGAGUUCAACUGCAACCCAGACAGCGACACCCAGUGGUCGGACAGGGGAAGAACUGUAAUGGCUGCAUAUGGCGUGUCGAAACGCUGGAGCGACUACACGCUUCACCUGCCCACCGGAAGUGACGUGGCCAAGCACUGGAAGACCCACUUUCCUAAGGCUACAUAUCCCAUGGUGCACCUCUCUAACUGGUGCUGUGGCCUCAACCUGUUUUGGUUAUGCAGCGUGUUCCUGCGCUGCUUCAGGAGGUGUAAACUAGCUUGGUUCCCACCAGCUAUACUGGACACUGGGCAGGGCAUCAAACUGGUGCACUCUUAAGUAAAGAGGAAGUCGACGUGUACAUUUUGACGCUGGUGGUUUGUUAUUUAACGGGGAACAAGGUGUUAAUAGAAAGGAAAAAUAAUACUACAGUAAUAGAAAAAAUGAUUAGACCACCCUUGUUUUCUUCAAUUUCUUGUUCAUUUUAAUGCCUGGUACAACUAAAGGUACAUUUGUUUGGAUACAUUUAAUGAUAACAA